Molecule: messenger RNA, 3203 nt
Organism: Mercenaria mercenaria
Lineage: Eukaryota; Metazoa; Mollusca; Bivalvia; Venerida; Veneridae
Product: gamma-aminobutyric acid receptor subunit beta-like
Exons: 10
Coding region: 137-1657 (506 amino acids)
Biological process (GO): nervous system process; chemical synaptic transmission; signal transduction
Cellular component (GO): membrane; neuron projection; synapse
Molecular function (GO): extracellular ligand-gated monoatomic ion channel activity; neurotransmitter receptor activity; GABA-A receptor activity
Source: RefSeq, a predicted model, not a curated record
CUGUGGUAAACACUGUGUCGUAUGGACCUUCUAGAAUAUCAUUGAUCACAUCCAAGCAUAUGCCAUAUGGUAUACUUUUCUAUCCGUUUGAUAACGACAUUCGCUUAUAUCGAUAGAUUGUUCAGUACGUGUAUAGAUGUCAAAUCUAAAGGACAAACAUACAGGAUGCUUGUGUAACAUGGAUUAUUUCGUUAGGACUUUAUUAUUGAUGUGGCCUAUAUUAAUAGGCAUUGCCUUUCAAGGAGUCAAAACGCAGGACUUGUCAAUGAAAUUUAAAAACGCAUCUGAGGCUAUCGAAAAACUGCUGGACGGAUACGACAUUCGACUAAGGCCUGAUUUUGCAGGUGAACCGUUGUCAAUUGGAAUUGAAGUUAUUUUGGCAAGCUUUGAUGCUAUAUCAGAAGUUAAUAUGGACUACACAAUAACUAUGUACCUGAACCAGUACUGGGAGGACAACAGACUCGCUUUUUCUAGUAACCAAACAGACAGUAUGACACUCUCAGGAGAUUUUGCGGAGAAAAUUUGGGUCCCUGAUACAUUUUUCGCCAACGACAAAAAUUCGUUUUUACAUGAUGUCACAGAAAAGAACAAAAUGAUCAGACUUUUUGGAAAUGGUUCAAUUAUUUAUGGAAUGAGAUUUACCACGACGUUAGCCUGCAUGAUGGAUUUGCAUCAUUAUCCGCUGGAUGUUCAAAACUGUACUGUGGAAAUAGAGAGUUACGGUUAUGCCAUGUCAGAUGUUGAACUCUACUGGAGAACUGAAUCCGUUCACAAUGUUGAUAAUGUUGAAUUGCCACAAUUUGACGUCGUCGAGUAUAAAGCAAUCAAUAAAAUAGAAUCAUUAUUAACAGGAAAAUACCAAAGGUUGUCACUGAGUUUUAAGCUACAGAGGAAUAUUGGCUACUUUGUAUUCCAGACGUACCUUCCAUCGAUCCUCAUCGUAAUGCUAUCCUGGGUUUCCUUUUGGAUCAAUCAUGAAGCGACUUCCGCAAGAGUAGCUUUAGGUAUUACCACAGUUCUGACAAUGACUACAAUUAGCAAUGGCGUAAGGUCCUCAUUACCACGUAUAUCAUACAUCAAAGCAAUAGACAUAUAUUUAGUUAUGUGCUUUGUGUUUGUAUUUGCCGCAUUACUCGAAUAUGCAGCUGUGAAUUACACAUACUGGGGUGCACGCGCAAAGCGGAAAGCUAAGAAAGCGAAGGAUGGAGGUGCUACAAGUAUCAUACGAGGUCCAAGAGUGGAAAGAAAUUCAAAAGAAAUAGAACCAGAAACCUGUAUAGAAGAAGCAAACAACGUGAAUAUUUCACCUUUACCAGCCAUUCGUAACAGCUACCAACACGUGUUUAAUUUUGAGACAGAAGUGGCAAAUGAACAACCAGUUAUCAGAAUGGCGCCUGUGCUUCCACGAACUUGUGUUGCGAAAGGAUAUACACCUAAUACUGUGCUCAAAAGACGCAAUGGAAAUCUCGCGCAAAAGAGAAAACUGCUUUCAACUGUUAGACAAACUGCUAAGAGUUUGAAACCAAAGUUGCCGGUAGUGAGGGAUGUUAAUGUAAUAGACAAGUACGCUAGACUUCUCUUUCCAUUGUUGUUUAUCAUGUUUAAUAUCACAUACUGGGGUUAUUAUUUGAUCAAGCAAUAUCAAUUUCACCGGUGACAGCUGUACUUCAUACGUUUAUUUUUCUUCAUUUUUUCAACUAUUUCAAUGAUUUAAUCAAAAAUGAAAUUAAAUUAUGUUGUUUUGUAAAGAAAAAAAUCACUCUGAUCGACAUCAUAUUGUACCUAUGCAAUUAAUUCAAAUAAAUUAUUUGUCCAUCUUAAGGUAAAAUGUUUUAAAAUAAGUAAAAUAUUAAUAAAUAUCAGAAAAAUACAAUGAGAAGGCAUUUCUCAACAAAGUUUUAAAGACAGUUUCUAACACAUGCCAUUGGUCUUACUUCUUAUAAACACCAACUUAAUUCAUACGUAUACAUGUCACAAAUUCUUUUCUAUUUUUUGUUUGCAUUUAUAUUUCAACCUUUAUUUGAAUUACACCUCUGUACUAAAUUGUCAUGAAUUCUUAGUAGAUUCUAAUAUCAGUUGCAUCCAGACUACAUGCAUGUUCAAUUUUAAAUUUACUAAAAAUGAAGACGACAGGUCAAACUUUAGCAAUACAUGUAUAUUUAUAAGAUUAUUCUUGAUUCAGUUUUUUUUUGCCUUGAAUUCUCCUGAUUAUUAUGAAUAAAUAUGAUACUUCCAACUUACUAUAAACAAAUAUCAAACGAAACCUUUCCAUCUUCCUAAAAUUUAUACCAAGGGAAAUUUCGAUCUUAUUUGAGAUAAAUAGCACACAAAAAACUUUAGUUAUCUGUAAGUACAAUAUCCUUUUGAAAAUCUUUUGUAAACGUAAAAUCAAUAUUGUAAAUGUGCAUAAAUGCGUACUAACUUUAGUAUCGUUUGUAUAUUAAAUUCUUUGUAUAGUAUGGUGUCUGAUUUGUGCCAUUUCGUCUUUUCGCCCUACGGCCGCUGGAUAGCAGGGGCGCGAAACACGAUAAUCAGCGGGUACAAAAGAUUUUAGACUUCGAACAGCAGGGUCCCGCAGCGAAAAGUCGACGUAAACAGAACGCUUGACAUGGAAAUGGAAGAUGACACCACUUGUAUUACUAUAAGGGAAGGCGACACACUAAUUACUAUAAGUGAAGGUGACACCACUUGUAUUACUGUAAGGGAUUACUGUAAGGGAAGGUGACACCACUUGUAUUACUAUAAGGGAAGGUGACACCACUUGUAUUACUAUAAGGGAAGGUGACUUCACUUGUAUUACUAUAAGAGAAGGUGACACCACUUGUAUUACUAUAAGGGAAGGUGACACCACUUGUAUUACUAUAAGGGAGGGCGACACCACUUUUAUUAUUAAAGGGAAGGUUACACCACUUGUAUUACUGUAAGGGAUUACUGUAAGGGAAGGUGACACCACUUGUAUUACUAUAAGGGAAGGUGACUAUGUAGUACGUAAUUGAGUAAUUAAGACAGUAACGACUUUAUUUUGAGUGAAUGAUAUACAUGGCGCACUAGGUUUUAGUGUGGGGCACUAUAAACACUUGUACAUACUCAGUCGUACAAUGUCAAUUAUGUUUCAAGAGAGUACAUCCUUAACAUGUUUUGUUUAGAUGUGUUAAAACUGUAACGCUCCGAGUUUUUACAUCUGCGACACUAACUGAAAUACA